CACACGUUGGUGAGAAGUGUGGAAGAAAAAUAGCUUUACAGUGAACACGGGAGGAGUUUUUCCUUUUGCUCGCUGAAACGCCAAAUUUGCACACUGGUGGAGGCGCACAUAGCAGCGGCUGUGUUUAUCGGCAGGAGCCAUAACGAGCCCAGAAUCGCGAAGUGUAUAUACUUUGGGGUUGGUUCCAUCGCGCGAGUGCCCGUCGUUCCGGGAGGGACCUAGCCAUCCCGUCGUGGAAUAUAUUUGCGUUGCGUGUGAAAGUUUCGGGCGAUUUCGCAAUUGGUCCAAAGUGAAAAACAUUGCAAUCAUUUUUCUUCCCUUCGCCAGUGGCGUUUUUCCUUCACAGCGCGAGAGUAUGUGAGGAGCUCUAUUUGUGUGUUCGGACAGAGAGGGAAAAUCGGAAGUGAGUUAUACAGCGAAUGUGUUAUCCUAGAACAAAGUGUUUGAACUUACAGUUGAUGUAGUGUGCUAAUAGUUUAUCCCGUUAGUAGACGAUUUCGUCACCGUUUAGAGCGUAUAGAAUGAAAGUUAAAUUCGUGCAAGUGCCACAUUGAUAUCUUCCUGUGCUGGAAGAACAGCGAAGAAAAUUCCUCCCCAGAGCACGGCGGAGUCCUCACGCGUCUCUCGUCCUCACUCCUCUCACCACUCACUCAGUGGGGUUUUUGACGAGGAGUAUACGACGAAGAGUUCACCAUCGCUUUUAUGCUGUGUGAGGUGCGUGUGAUUGUAUUUACAUAGCUGAAAUAUUUCACCACCGCUCUCUCUCUCGCGAGUUUCCGGACGACGUCGACGUCAAUAUUAUCCUUGGUCUUCCGAGGACUGAUUAUCUUCCGUGAGGAAACCACUGUUCGUUCGAAUGAAUGGAUUUUUUUUUCUGGUGCACCCGCUGACAUAAUCGAACGGAAACGAUAUCCAUUCUGCUCGUGAAUCGCGCGGCACGAACAAGUUUUCUCUUUUUUUGAAUUCAAAAUCUUCGGACAGUAACAGUGACGCAAGCACGCGGAUCCCGGGUGCAGAGAAAGAAAGCAAACACCCUCGCAGGCACAGAGAAUAUGGUGAACUUAACCUGCCACCGCUCAUCAUAAGCAUCCUUUGACGUCUGGGCAAUGACGUCACAGGCCGUCUAUUGUCUCAGCCUUCAGAUACGUCCUCCAGCGGAAGAAGGAUCCAACGUGGUGGCUUCUUCAUCGAGUAUUUCGGUUACUGGAAAUGAGCUCACCAAAGUGGUCACCACAUCAGCGCCGACCACUGCACCCGGAGGUGCCAUUAUCACAGGGCUGGAUAGCAAGAAUGUUUCCCUUUCGGAAGCCACAUCGCGGCAGAUACAGUUUCAUUCAGUACAACCAUCGAACCAGAUGGCGACGCAGCCGCAACACAGCAACAUAAUCCUCGUGCGCGGGUCCAGAUCCGAGAACGGGCAGAUUAUCCUCCAGAACACUCACGAGUUGUUAAGUUUGUUGAGCGAUGAAGAUAAGCCGAUUUUGCUGCAGCACCAACGGUUGAAGGCGAAGGCCGCACCUGAGGUCACGACCGCCACUAACGCCGGCAAUACGAUCCUGUUCCAGCCGGCGAUCAAAAGCAAUGCUGUCGACGGGACGAUCCUGCUGCAAUCGUCCGACGGUAUCAAAAAGACCGCCAUUGGCCAGGAAGGUGGUCCAAUUUUUCUCCAGCAACGGCUGAACAAGAACGGUUCGACCGAUGGGCCGAUUCUGCUUCGCACGCUUAAACGUAUCGAUAAGUCUCAAUCUAUUUUGGUAAUUCGUAACGCUACAACCACUGCUUCAGCUUCAGCUGCCAUCGCCAACGCUACCAGUACUUCUUCCGCUUCCGUCGUCGCCAAUGCCGCUACCUCCGUUGUUAAUGUUAAUGCCGCCGCGCUGGCCAACUCCUGCAAGGCCAGCAUUGUUAAGGCGAGUGCUCUGCAGACGCAGCACCAGCAACAGAGUAAAUCUGGGGCCGCCACCGUGAUCGAGGAAGUGGAACUCAAGAAGGAGCCGGUUGCCACAACGGUGUCCAAAGUGAUCCACAAGUCCAUCAAUAUGCCGCUAGGAACAGAUGGCGAACCGAUCAAACUUCCGGAAAAUUUAGAAAGUUUACCACGGGCUGACCAUUUCCCGACCCAGCGACACCGAUGGAAUACUAAUGAGGAAAUUGCCGCGAUUCUCAUCAGCUUCGACAAACAUUCCGAAUGGCAGUCGAAAGAGGUGAAAACGAGGCCAAAAAGCGGCUCCAUGCUGCUCUAUUCCCGGAAAAAGGUGCGAUAUCGUCGCGAUGGUUAUUGUUGGAAAAAGCGAAAGGACGGCAAAACAACUCGCGAAGAUCACAUGAAGUUAAAGGUACAAGGAACAGAGUGCAUCUACGGCUGCUACGUUCACUCGGCCAUCCUGCCAACCUUCCAUCGACGCUGCUACUGGUUGCUCCAGAAUCCGGACAUCGUGCUGGUCCACUAUCUAAACGUUCCCUACCCGGACGACAACAAGAUGGCGGUAAUCACCCCGAACCUGGCCCUCUGGGGGGACAAGAAGGAGUGGACCAAGGAGGAACUGGUCAGCCAGCUGAAACCGAUGUUUUUUCCCGCAGUUUUCAGCGAGGAUGAACCCGAUGCGACGAAUGAGAUCGAGAUUUCCACCGCGGAAACGGUAGAAGCCAUCGUGAGUCAGCUGAUGGAAAAGCAACGGAUGGCACGCCAAUCUGCGCUGGUUAAGCAGCUGGAGUGCGGCUGUCCGGAUGCGAACUGUGUCGACGGGAAGAGCUGCUCCCAUCCGAUGAGGCGAAUCAGUGCGGCCAAGAGCGACUUGGGCAAGCGGUCCGACGGCGGACAGCUUGGUGGAACGGCACCGAAUGUGCUUAUUGGUUCGAGGAUGUAUCCCCGGUGGAUCGACAGCAGAAGGGCCCGAGAGCAACAGCAGCAGCAACAACAACAACACCAACAGCAACUACAACAAUCUCACAGCAGUCUCUUGGAUGGGAGUCGAGCCGCCACUUCUAAGGACACAUCGCUACAUUUCCAAGUCAUUCCUACCUCUCAGCAGCCGAACCACUCCAACAAUCAUCCAAAUUCAAUUAGAGCAAUUGCUGGCAAUCAUCAUCAGAAUUCUUCGCCGGUAGUGGUCAGCAGCAGUAGUAAUUUAACCCUCACCCAGCAUCUUAACUCGUUGAACAGCAGCCUCAGCAGCAGCGGCAGCGCCAGCAACAAUAACAAUAACUCACAAUUAACAAGUGUCAGUAGUCAUAUUACAAACGGGCUGGCCAAUGCCCAUCUGGCCGCGGCCCAGCAUCACCAACAGCAGCAGCAGCAACAGCACCGGAGUCAUAUGAUCAUCGCUAGCAAUAACUCGUCCACGGCAGCGGCGGCCACCAGCAGUUCCGUGGCCACCGUGAGCGCCAACAAUCAAUUAACCGUGACUCAUUCUAAUAACGGCGGAGGUGGCCGCGACCCCAACAUAAAUCUCACGGCUAAUGGCGAGAAUCAUAUAUCAAUGCUCGGUGGAGGCCAUCAGCAGCAAUCAUCGAGCUCAUCAUCAUCGGCGGUGGUGACAUCGCGAACGGUGACAACCGAAGGAGUCAAUCAGAGGACGUCUGGCCAGGAUGGCGGUGGUGGCAACGGUAACGGCGGUGGAUUGAUAGGCAAUGGCAAUAAUAAUAGCACUAAUGAUGGGGUUGGCAGUGGGCAUCAUAAUCACAUUACGGUUAAUAAUACCGCGGUUAGCAGUGCGUCAAUGUCCAACGGCUCGAACAACGGCGGCGCGGGGACACCCUCGCUGGUGUUGAGUUUGUCGCAGCUCCAAGGAACCCCCGGCAGCCUGCUAAUCCUGAACGGCCAACAACAGUCCUUCGUAUGCCAUCCCUCACAACAACAACAGCAACAGCACCUCCAACAACAGCAGCAACGCAAAAACGUCUCGAGCGGAACCAAUGAGAGCAGCGGAAGCGGCAGCAACAGCACCAGCAGCAGUAUCAAAAUGGAAAAUUCACCGUCCGAUGCUUCACAGCACAGCCUGAUUCCCAAGCAGGAGAUCAUGGAUCUGUCCUCGUCCCCCUCGUCGUCCUUUUCGAUGAUGGGACACCACCAGCAGGGUUCUUCGUCGACCCACUCAUCGAUCGAGAGUUCGAGCAAGCAGUAUGAGAGCAUGUUUGGAGCGUUUUCGUCCUCUGCGAGGCACAGUCCGGCGGCGGGUGGUCACGGUCACGGAAUGGAUGGCAACGGGCACCAUGAUAAUUUGCCGUUUUUCAACGAAACGUUGGAUCUAUCGCAGGAAGACAUACAGAAGACGUUGAGCGCCAAUAUGCCACUUGGGCACGGUGGUCAAGGGGUUGGAGUUGGUGGAAGUUCGGAAACGCCAACCGAUGACGCCAUGAAUGGGGAAAUUAACCCAAUGGAUUUCAUCGAGAACUGUGGGGAUCAUCAUGGAGCGGUCGAUGAUGACGUGUUUGUCAAUUUGGAUGCAUUCGAUAUGUUGGUGGAGUUUCCGGAGUUGGAACUGGAUGCUAAAAGUAGCUUUCUGAGCGGUAGUGAAACGGGUACCGAUGUGGGUGACAAUGGAGUGAGCGAUUUGGGUCAGUUUAAAUUGUCCGCGGGUAGUGAAAUCGUUGUGGAGAAUAGCAUAAGGGGGCACCACUCAAACACGUCGACAAUUACGGAUUUUAGCCCGGAGUGGGCAUACCCUGAGGGUGGAGUGAAGGUGCUUGUGACCGGACCCUGGAGUGUCAGCUCGUCUUAUACGGUAUUAUUCGAUUCGUUUCCAGUGCCGACAACGCUGGUCCAGAAUGGUGUCCUACGGUGCUACUGUCCAGCCCACGAGGUUGGAGUUGUUAUUCUGCAGGUAGCUUGCGAUGGUUACGUGAUAUCGAAUGCGGUCAACUUUGAGUACAAAUCACCACCCAAGUUGGAGACCAAAUGCGAGGGCAAUGAGAACGAUAUGCUGUACAAAUUCAAUCUACUGAAUCGCUUGGAAUCGAUUGAUGAGAAACUGCAGAUAAAGGUGGAACCCGGAGAAUUGCCCGAAGACUCCGUUCUGUUCAAGCAAGUAAACUUCGAGGACAGACUGGUAACCUACUGCCAGAUGUUGACCGCUAAAAUUUGGCGAUCAGUCACCCCAGGAUCGUGGCUUGGUAAACACCGAGGGAUGACUCUGUUACAUCUGGCGUCCGCCCUCGGCUACGCCAAGUUGGUUCGCACAAUGCUUACCUGGAAGUCGGAAAACUCAAAUGUGAUAUUGGAGGCGGAAAUCGACGCGCUCAGUCAGGAUCAGGACGGGUACACACCUUUGAUGUGGGCAUGCGCUCGAGGCCACGCCGAAACGGCGGUGAUUUUGUACAAAUGGAACCAGAACGCAUUGAAUGUAAAGAGCAAUACCCAGCAGAGCCCACUGGAGCUGGCCAGAGGAAAAGGAUUCGCUGCUUUGGCGGCGGAACUCGAGAGACACGAAACCCAGCGUCUCCAGAAUAAACAAUCUCAACCGAAAACAAGUUCAUCGAUGCUCACGUUGGCAUCCAUCUCGACAUCUUGUACAACUUCUUCCACUUCAACUUCGUCUGCUUCCUCUUGCUCUUCUGCGGCAACAGUAACUAUUUCAGGAUCUUCGAAUAAUUCUUUUUCUUCCUCGCUUGCGGACAAUAACAGUAGCAAUAGCACCAGCAGAGCGUCCGAGCCUGCCAACGAUAACAGCAAUACUAGCAACAAUAAUAACGAUAACGACAGCAACAAUCGGUCGGGAAGAGCGGCGAAUACCAGCCCCGAGCAUAGCUUCAUCAACGAUCUGUUCAACUAUAAUGAUGCGCUUAACAGUAGCAACAGCGACAGCUGCAGCAAUGACCACUUUGCUCUCUCGUCCUCGUUCAAUCCUUCGCUUUCGCCAGCUGCAAUGUCCCCCUAUGGCGAUAUGAAAGGAUCCUGUUCGUCGAUGGGUUCCGGCACUGUCAGCUCAGCGUUGACCGCCGGAAAUCUGCACUACGCACUGGAAAACAAUAACUCGAAUCCAAUGCUUUCGAACGCACUGUCACCCAAUUCGGACAGCAACCGGAGCCACGAUGGGGUCUUUCUGAGACCGGGAGCGGUCUUUUCGAGUGGUCAAAGUCCACCGGGAGCACGCCUCUCCAAACGGUCAUCCAUCGACAGUGGAAUCAACAUGGAAACCCGAUCGACGAUGAGUAAAACGGGUAAAUCUCUGCGGGAUGCCCAACGUUUGAGCAGAACCGACCGCAGUAUGUCGCUUCCGGUGGGUGCAGGCGGCAAUCAAUCACCAUAUGGUGGCGCCAAUGCCGCCAACGUCUCCCAUAAGGGAGGUGCCGCGGGAAACACUGAUGCUGACAAUUUCCCCCUGUCCCUGAAUGAUCGAACGACGGAGUCACCGUCCCAAAUAUCUGGCAACAUUUCCCUACUAUCCCCACUGCGAAAGAUGGACUUCGCCUUGUGUGAAGUUUCAGCGGUGGAAACAAGCUCGAUGUGUGAGGACUCCGAUUCGCUGCAGGAGGAUGAACGACACUCGGUAGCGAACCUCGGUCACGCUCACGGUGGUCAUGGACUGUAUCAGCACCAUCAACAUCACCAUCAGCAUCAUCAGGACAGCGUCGAAAUGACCCCGGGGGGUGGGAACGUAGGGGAUUCCGAUGCCAAAGUGCUUACCUUAGCGGAACAGAUUAUCGCAGCAAUGCCGGAAAGAAUAAAGAAUGAAUCAGAGGAAAUCAUGUCUCUGGGCAGCCCGAUGCAGGAAACGCUUAGCGAAGAUGCUUCCGGGAUGAGCAUGCUGAAUGACUCCUUCAUGGAACCUCUGCUGGAUUCACUGCCGUCAUCUCAGUUCGAAGAGUUCAAUUUCGAAUUCAGUGAUCACAGUUAUAGAUAUCACGAUGUUGGAACACCAUGCUCUAGUCUGAGUCCUGCCUCGUCCGGACCACUUCAGUCUCCGGCCAGUUAUUCCAUCCCUCAGGAUCCGCCAAGCCCUGCGCCAACGACGCAGGACUUCACCGAAUUCUUGCAGGCCACCAAUUCGAAUCCCUUCGAGAAGGAUUUUUCCAAUCUUAAAUUGACUGACCGCGAGCAGCGCGAGCUGUACGAGGCAGCCAAAUGCAUCCAGAAAGCCUAUCGCUCGUACAAGGGUCGCAAGAGUCGUAUGGAGGAGCAGGACAAGGAACGGUCGGCGGCGGUCGUCAUCCAAAACUACUACCGUCGGUACAAGCAGUACGCGUACUAUCGCCAGAUGACGCAAGCGGCGGUAAUCAUCCAGAAUGGUUACCGGUCCUACUGCGAGAACAAGCGCUUCAAGAAAUCCCAAUCCAAUCAGUCCAGCUCAAUGGGAGGCGUCGGAAGCGGCGAGAGUGCCGAAGAGGCAGCCUCGUCGGCCCAGUGCAUCCAGAACUACUACCGGAGCUUCAAGAACGAACACAGCAAAUCGCCCCAGCAGCAGCACAAUCAAGGUUCCUCCAAGGAACCGAGCCCAUCAGGUCCUUUGAAACGAACUUAUUCGCAACGAACUCAGAAUCAAGCCGCCAGGAAAAUUCAACAGUUCAUGAGACAAUCGAAAAAUAAUACAUGGGAUGAACAAAUGACAAAUUUGGCUGCAGAGAGAACGAGCCGAAAAAGAGAGGCAGGUCCCCCAACCCAGGGCGGAGUCCCUCCAAAGCUUGCAGUAUCUCGGGGCAGUUGUACCCGGGGUGCAGCCGCCUAUCAGCGAUCAAAAGUGAACUAGAAUCAAAAGCGGUUUAAUCUCGCCACAACAGCAACAGCAACUACGAUGCAUUUUGAUAAUCAUUCAUCGCGGAAGCAAACCGAAGCAACAGCACAUCAACAAAACAGCAGCCGAGCCCUCAUCUUGAAAAAAAAAAAAUAAACAAAAACCGACUCACAGGCAUACUUAAUUCAGGCAUAAUAAGACAGAGGGAAAUUUCUCCUUUAAAAUAAUAUUAUAGUAAUGAGAGUGAGACUAGUAAGAGUAGCGAACAAAAAUAAAUCUAAUUUGUCACCUAUAACCUGCCGCGCGAAAGGUAAGUGAACCGUUUCAGGUUUGAAACAAGCUGUUGAUUUUGUUUUUUGGGUGACGCACAUUGAUUGUUGGAGCCAUUGAAUGGUGUCAUUUUGUGUUUCUGUUUCGCGCCCCCUCCCUUUAUCCUCCACAGUCUGUUAAUUGAACUCCCGUGGGGGACUGUGCAAUACCCUAUGAGAUAAUAUAGGUAUGGGAUAGGAAUCUAAAAAACAAAGAGUUUGCUGCGUUAGCAGAAUGUUACGGUUGGAGUCUAACGGUCAGCGGUCAGCGAUUGUGACAAUGACUACUAUUCAGAUACCUGACUUUUAAAUAUAAGAAUGGAUAUAUAAAUGAUAAAAAAGGAGAAAAAAAACAUAAGCAAAUUGUGAUUAUUGAACUUUUCAUUUUUAAGUAACUCAAUUGUACUUCUUAGCGACUAGGGUGAAAAGCUAUAACGAUAGAUAGAGAUGCCGAUAGAUUCAGCAGCAAGCGUGAAAGAGAAAUUCAAAUAGAUCAAAUGAAGCAGAACAUAUUUUUAAUACUAGUGAAGAAACAAAUAUGAUGAAAAUAUUUAUCGAUAGAGAAACAGAGAAGGAUAGUUCUUUUUUUUUUAUUAAAUCUUCAACAGAUUCAACUUAGCGGAAAGGAGGGUAACAAACCGAAAGCGUGAAGAAGCUGCUUUAAACAAUAAACAACAAGUGAGCAUUUUAUGUCCGUGAAUAAACCAAUGCCGCAGCUAAUCGAUUGUUAGUCGAUGAACGAAAAUUAAGAUGAGAUGGACAGUUUGAGGCAUCGGCUGGCGCAUCGAGAAAAUAAUAUAUUGGAGGACAAAUAGUAGUAGUUUUUAUAUAGACAAUGAUGGCAUCAGAAGGCGAUUUAUAUUUUCUUUUUUAAAACAAAUCUAUAGCUCGGUAGAUGUUAAACCCAUUCUCGAAUGGAGCGAAUGGACGAGCAAUUGUAGAUAGCGGGGAUGGGCGUUAGAAAUAGGGUAGGAUUAUUUUUGGAAAUGAGAAAAAAAACCUUCAUAAUUUUCUAUUUGAUUGUUAGUUUUGUUGAUAUUGAGAAAGUAUAUAUUAUUGUAGUACAGAAGAAACCUGUGAAAGGGUAAUUUCAAAUUCGUAUUACUCACCCAUAUACUAAUUAGGAGACUAGUUGCAGUUGCAAACUGUGCAUCUUGAACUUCAUCAUCAAAAAAAAAAAAAGCAAAUAUGCGGUGGAACUCAUACACAUUUAUUUACCGGAAGACGUGCGUCCAUCUUAUGACUUUGAAGACUUGCUAGGGAAAAAAAGAGUUAAAAAACAGAUGCAAAACUGACAAAACACGUACGUUUAUUACAUCCGUUUUUAUCCUAUAUAUAUAUAUAUAUAUAUAUAUAGAAACUAAAAUUGACUACACUUUUCAACUAGUACUUUGAUAGAUUGAAAAUGAUAGGUGAAACCCAUAUUUGAGGUAAAACUCUCCUUAUUCAAAGAAGAAUCACACGAAUUUUGUAUAACACAAGGUAUAAGCCGACAUCGUAAACACUUCUUACUCAUUUAAUCCAAACAAGUUCUGCAUUCACAUUAACCUUCAAAAAAUCAGAUAUAAGUAAUUGUAAAAAGGACAAAACAAGCGAUACAUAUGAUGCGUGAUUGCGCCACCAUUUUUCCAUACAGUAUUUAAUUAAAUAUUGCUAAAAAAACGAAAGUCAUAAAUAAAGUCAAACGCUAGAAAUAAUCUAGAAUAGAGUUCAAGAACAUUAUUGCAGAAUAGUGAGCAAAUAUUUUCACACGUUCCAUCUUCAAUUUCCUCUCUUACACGAACCCGUACAUGCAAAUCAUAAACACACACACAACACGACAAAUAUUGAGCUUUGAGAGAUUCUUACAAACAAAAAUUACUAAAAAAAAACCAUCAGCAGGACCUCUACAAGUCUAACCUAUAGAGCCAAACUUAUAUCAAACCAGAGAGAACUAGAUAGAGAGAGAGAAAAAAAAACAAGUUAGAACCUUUUUCCCAAUCUCUCAAUUUAAUCAUUUUCACAGAUGCACUUAAGAGAAAACUGAAACAAACGAACACUUUAGAAAUAAAUAGUGAAGCUUUAAAAAGGGAAAAACCAAGCGGUGAGAAAGAUGCACACUUAGUCCACUCAGAGGACUGCUACUUUUCCAAUAGAUAUUUUCCACUCUUGAACACUAGGAUAGAUACCAUACCCACACAUAUUACACUUGUACUAUAGGAGUUAGUUGUUUCAAACAAAUUUUACUGAAAAACAAAAAAAAAACCACAACAAAUCAGUGCACAUCUCUUCACGGUGAAGAGGGCGCCACUCGGACAGAACAAAUCUAAUUUCUUCCAUUUUUUCCUAAAUCAAGCUUAAGGAGGAUAACCGUUGAUAUCAGGAAAGAGGAAAUGUGUAUACAGCGCUUUGCGAAGUUCGAUUUUUAGCGGAAUUUAGGUAGAGUUUUUGACUAUAAGCUUCUAUGAGCUACGAACUGAUUACUUUCUCCUUUGUCAUAUUCAACAUGUUACAUUAUUAGAGCACAUCCACAGUUAGUUGGUUACUGAUGUUUGCUAAUUUCACCUGUGUUUCAUCAUACAUCUUGAUUAUCACUUGACUAUUAAUUAUUAUUAAUGUUUUUUGGGUGGAGUGGUGAGACAAUUGUUGUGAGUAGUAACGCAGAAAGCAAUUUCAAGUCGAAGCAACCAUUGCUUUUCAAGCAAAUAUGUUCUAUCACUUUGAAAAUACAGAUGAUCAAGUUAUCAACUGUUUCUUUUCAAUUCCAGUUCGACUGUUCCACCUUAUCCGCCAAUAACAACUGCUUCGAUUGCCUCAACAGUGAAUAUUGUAAUGCUUUAGUAGGCACCCAAAUUGGAGAAGUCAAUCUGAAGACACUCAAUUCAGUUUAUUUAACACGUUGAGCUCCGUGUCGGUCCCUAAUGACUGACGUUGAGCUUUUCGUUAGAAAAACGAUGACCGACAGAUGAAAAAAAAAAAUAUUAAAAAAAAGUUUGUUUUUGGAUGUUUUACAAUAUGUGUCUACUUUGUAGUCAAAUUCCGGACUAUUUUCUUUCUAUACAGCAAAUAUUUGUGCAAAUUUCCAUAAUGGACGGCAAUUUUGCCAUUUUACCACUGAGAUUGAGAUUGUUGGUUUGGGCAUAAACUUAGUACCCUAGAAUAAAACAAAAAAAAAACACUGAUUUGGAAAGUUUGUCAAUAUUUUUUUCGUGGAGAAUAUUCUUCAUGGUUUUGAGGACAUGGGUACUUUUGAAAAGUUCCAUGAAGAUCACGAAGAAAUGUAACCGAGUUUACCCUUUUUUGUAUAUGUAGUUACGUUUUGAAUUUCAAAUUUUCCUUCUACAUGUUAUUCUAUAAUAUUUAAACCACUCUAUUACAAUUAAUAUAGAUCAAAGGAGCUAGAUGGAAUCAUUCAUGCGAACGUACCAUUGCGCAAACGGUUUGUUCCAACAAAGGGUAAACAACCGUGGUGGAAUAGAGAUUUGGGGAAUCUUCGGAAUCGACUUAGGAAGGCACGAAAGCGAUAUUUCCGAUCGAGAGGUGAUGGCCAAAAGGCAGUUGUGCGGGAAUUAGAGCGCCAAUUCAACUCUUUGUGCAAAGUGACGUCAGAAAGAACCAAAACAGCUUUGGACACACAUUAAACUACGGACAUCGACCAAAGGAAUUCCACAGAACGUUUUCUACAAAGACAGUACAUUUUCAACAUCAAUUGACUCAGCAAACUUAUUCUCGUCCGUCUUUCAAAGUGUGUUAAGUAAUUACUCACCACCUUUGUCUGAACGGUACUUGAGUAGUCUGCAGUCAUAUGACCUGAACAUGCCGCUUAUUUCAUUAACCGAAGAGGACGUAUACAGGAAGCUGAGCUGUCUCGAAGCCUCGAAAGGAGCCGGACCGGAAAAGCUGCAACUUUCUUUCAUCAAGGCAUGCAGCUCCUCGUUGGAUUUGCCGUCUACCUUGCUUUUCAACCGUUCGCUGAGAGAAGGGCAGUUUCCUGCUUUAUGGACAACUGCAUCGAUAAUCCCUAUUCAUAAAGCAGGUGACGUCCACACGAUGUGCAAAACUACAGAGGAAUUUCGAUUCUGAGCUGCAUGCCGAAAUUUUUUGAAAGUAUGCUACUGGAUCUCAUUUACCCAUCUGUUCGGCACAUUAUCGCAAACGAACAACAUGGGUUUGUUAAAAAACGAUCCACUACGACAAACCUCAUGAGCUACGUGACUCUGCUGAUUGAAAAAGUUGAGAAAAGACAGCAGGUUGACGCCAUUUACGUUGACUUUUCGAAAGCUUUCGACCGCGUUCCUCACGCCCUUGCUGUGGAAAAACUGUAGCGCUACGGGUUUCCACUUUGGUUCACCAAUUGGAUAAAUUCGUAUCUGACUGAUCGUAGUGCACACGUACGGAUUGGCUCGUCUGUUUCGUUACCCUUUUCUGUUACCUCUGGCGUGCCGCAAGGCAGUCCCUUAGGUCCACUUUUAUUCGUACUCUCCAUUCACGAUAUUUGCGCUGUUCUUAAAUCGUCUAAGUUGAUGUAUGCAGAUGACCUGGAAUUGUCUCGAGUAGUAACAUCAUUUAUGGAUUGUCGUGCUCUAGAUGCUCUUCUGGACUGAUGCCUCAUAAAUGGCAUGGCAGUGAACAUGAACAUCAAAAAAUGUCACGCGAUAACAUUUUCGCGACUUUGCUCACCAAUUACUUUUGAAUAUACGAUGGGAUCGAUCGAGGUGGACAGAGUUGCAGCCGUCAAAGAUCUAGGUAUCGUGCUCGACGACAAACUAAAAUUUACGGAGCAUAUUGCAACGGUUACCGCUAAGGCUUUUGCCGUUCUCGGAUUCAUUAGACGCCACACUCAGACAUUUACAGAUGUUUAUUGCCUCAAAGCGUUGUACCUACGUGUUUUCGUACGCAGUGUAUCAGAAUACGGUGUCACUGUUUGGGCCCCAUACCACGCUGUUCACACCUAACUCGCCUGGAACGUGUGCAGAAAAGUUUCAUCCGAUAUGCUCUUCGACAUAUCCCCUGGCGUAGCGACCCACAUCUGACCUCAUGUGAAGAACGCUGCGCAUUGAUUCACUUACCCCGACACUGCAAAAACGACGUGAGAUUCUCCAGAGACUGCUCGUUUUCAAUUUUCUUAGCAACAAUCUUGACUGUGCAGAAGUUCUGGGGAAGCUUCGAAUCAACGCUCCAGGCAGAUCAACCAGACAAUUUGUUUUCUUCCGGCAAGCAGCGCAUCGGAAAUUCUUGGAAAUUCUUUCUUGACUAAUAAAUAAAUAAAAAGUGGAAAAAGAAAACAAAAACCGAAAAUCAUAACUGAUAUCGCGUCUGGAUGUAGUUUUUGCGACUUCGAUAUUUAGCAUUUUGAGUGGUUUAAUUACAAAAUCCAAUUCCCUGAUGGUUAUAUUUCGGUUUGUGAGUUAUCAGAGAAGUGAUAUUAGGUAUGUACGGAAAAGUAAAAUCACUUGUCAGGGGAAAAUUUUAGAUAUCGAAAUAGUUAUAGGGAAGGUGGGGGUAAAACGGACAUGUUAAGAAGAACUUCAAUUAUAUCUUUGGAAACUCAUGUUUCCCAAAACUUUGAUGCAAUUUCUUGCAAAUCAAGAUACUGUUUUUUUACCUAAUUGGCCAAAUAUUUUACAAAAAAGUAUUUUUCAAUGUUUUUUACUGAAAUUAAAACAGACCGAAAAGUACAACAUUUGAAUGAUGAAAAAAUCGAAUUAAUCCACCUAGAAGUGAUAUCGUGCUUUUCAACAGUAUAAACGGACAGACCCUUAACUAUUUGCUUUUGGUUCCAGUCAGCUUCUAAACACACAUUUGGCGAUUCAAUUUCCAUUUAUAGACGCAGGGUAUUCCUUAGGAAUAGAUUAAACAGACUUUUCACAGUUCAUCUCGCUCCCAUCAUUGUCUGUUUUACCCCACCAGUACAAUUAUUUCAAUAAUUAAAAUUUUUCCACUCAAAAAUGAAUUUGCUUUUCCGUACAUACCUAUUAUCGCUUCUCUGUUAACUCACAAACCGAAAUAUAACCAAUUCAAAAUGUAACUAUACAAAUCAACUAUCUGUCCAUAUUACCCCCCACAGUCUGUAUUACCCGCGGUUCUCCUACUGGUGGGACAAAAUGGACAGUGAAGUGUUGAGAUCACGUAAAACGCAAAAUGGAAAGAGAUGCAAAAAGCAUUCAACCCUUUUGUCGCUCGCUUUCUCUGUUUGUUCUAUUUCGUUUGCUGAACAAACAAACGAUGAGAGAGAGCGAAAUUAUUCCUCUCACGAGUAACAAACUUCUACGCUUCGUAUAUGCAAGCCUAUCCAUAUUCCCCCCCCCACUAUAUGUCCGUAUUACCCGCAUCGAAGAAAUCUCGCGUAACUUUUGAAAAGGUCCAAUGUAACAUUUUCGUCAACUCGAGAAAAAUGAAGUUGAAGACCCGAACAUUAUUCUGCGAAUUGUCUUAAAAGGUAUCGAUCUUUAUCACUACUUUUACCACUAGCAGUCAAUAAUAACUCUGAAAAACCAAUCGUAAUAGUUGUUGCGUGAUUUGAGCUUAAAUUUGAAGCCUCGGAGCGAAAAAUGUUACAUUGGACGUUUUGUCUGCCCCUGUUUGCACAUUGGACAUAUUACGUUUCACGAUAAGAAUUUGAAACUAACUACUGAAGAACAAUCGAAACAUCAGCAUUUCAUUCUAAAGACAGAUUAUUAUUGUCAUCACUCGUUGGAUUGCACUGACAUAGAUAACAACACCUGAAAGAAACAAAAACUCAAAACGACCGAAGUGCGACUUCGUGUUGUUUUGAUUGCUUUGUUACUUCGGACGUUUCGAGCGUCGGAGGAAAGAGGCGUCUGAAGUAACAGCCGAGUGCUUAAAAUCCGAAUCUGUACAUUGGAUAUUUGCAUCGGCAUCGGCGAUUAAAAGAUGAAGAAGAUAGAUACGUGAACGAUUGUUUUUGUAAUGCAUUCAAUGAUUGAAAACUAAUAGCGUGUAUCCAUUAACUCGAUUUGUUUACAUUUGUUACAUAGGACCUUUUCAAAAGUUACGCGAGAAAUGUUCUAUUUUUCACUCUGUUUUAAUUUCAAUAUAAAAAAAACCUUGAAAAACACUUUUUUGUAAAACAUUUGGUCGAUUAAUUAGAAAAACAGUAUAUUUAAUUGCAAGCAAAUGCAUUUAUGUUUUGCAAUAAUGAUAUUUUUUCUGAAUUUAAACUGAUUCGACGUUAAGCAGAAUUGAAUAGAUGAAGUCGGGGAUAGGUGGAGCAGUAAUUGCAGACGAAUUGAAUAUUCCUAAUAUUUGGCCAUUACCAAUUUUGAUACGUGCUUUUAGAAACCUACAGCUGAAAAAUCGGUAGAAAUAUAGGUUAAUUCGUACUUUUAUUAACCCUGUCAUAGAACUUCCUUUAAACUGAAAAUUUUUAUCAAUUGGAUAGAUCAUUUAAUUGGAAACGUUAAUAGAUAAUAUUUAAACGAGAUAGAGCCAAAAUACAGCAUACGUUCCCCCAUCAGCGAUGGUGUUGGUGAUUACGCAAAUGUGCAAUCAUGGGCAGCAUAGGUCCUCUUCCGUCCUGCCUAUACGCGUAGUUGUAUCAAAGUCUGACAUCGCAUACGUGACUCAAAAAGUAGGGGAAGUGGGGGUAUAGUGGUCACCCUAAGGAAUAAGCCCAUUUCCAACGUCAACAUACCUCUUCAAUUCCCGUUUCUCGAAGAAUAUUAUAGUUCAACUCAUUGUUGUUCAAUAGAGAAAACGGCUUUGACUAGAAAAAUUCAAAAUAGUACUACAGUUUUCAUCAUUAGAAAAAAGGUGAAAAAUCGAACUUUUUUUUGCUUGGAGGUCACUCGCACAUAUUAAGCUAAAUGGCAUAGAUUUAUGCGUUUUUUCGUCCAAAUUUGUGCAAAUCCUAAUUGAUAUAGUAGGUACAUGUAUGAAAAAGCUUGGCCUGUUCAACUAGAGUCUCAAUUUAAAUUUUCUCAUGCAUACAAUAACGUAAUAAGAAACACAUAACGUUUCGCAUAAUGAGGCUUAGAUUAGUUGUAGUGGCAUAUUUAUCUAGGGUCAAAGUCACAAAAGGAUCCUUAUCAAGACUAGAAUGUGAUGCGGUAUAUCAGUUUUAGUAAACAGAUCAUUGUAAGUCGAUAUUCACCUAUGACCAUUUGCCCCCAAACAUCAAAGUAAUUUCUAUGCUAAUUAAUCGUUGAGAUUAAACUAAAUAUCUGUUCACCUCUCCUAGAAUAUGUGAACAGUCGUCCAAACUGAUGGUUUGUCCAAUAUAUCAGAUUGAAUAAACUGAAUUUCACGAGAAAUUCCUUAGAUACUGUAGUGGCUUGACCACCGGUACAAUCAAUCCGUUCUCUCCUCCGUUUUUCACUGUCUUCCGUCUUCGAUCCGUUCCUGCAUUCCCGUCCUUCACGUUACUCUCUAACUGACAGUUCGCCUAUUAUUCUCAUUGUUUAUCUCCUCUGUCUAUUUACAUUUCAAUAACGAGGGAUAGUCCAAAUCAAAAGGGAUAAGAAUCUAAUUAAAUUGUAGUGAACCCUACAGAUACCAUGCGCACAGAACUACGACCUAAUGGCUAUCGAGAGAGAGAGCAACUUCUGUUUUUAUUUAUAUUUUGACAUGCGACAGCUUUACUGAAGUACAGAGUGACUCAAAAGUCAUUGAAUUCUUUAAACAAAGGUGACUGUGAAUACGGCAACUAUAGUCAAUAGUUAUACUACCAAACAAGCAGGUGACCACUUUGCCCUCCAUGGCCAAGUUGCCCCCUUAACCCCUAUAAACAUUGUGAAGAGCCACUGGUCUUGCUUCCUUCGUCGUUAACCGUUUGCGACUCUCCUAAUUGGGUGAACGUUCGAGUUUGGCUUCAAAAAUCUUAAAACUUGAGUAUACAUGCAAAUGAGAGAAACCUGUUGAAGUGCUCUGAUAACAGUGCAUUUAUAGCUUUAGGUUACUGAACGAAAACCUGAUAGUAUCUUUGGAACCCAAACAGGUUCAGAAAUUCAAUAAUAGCUUCUGAAAAUUCGAAAAAAACACACACACAAGAAUUUCAGUGAGACAUCUAGCCAUCUCUGCGGUGAUAAUGACACCAUUUCUUCUCAUCCCACAUUUAUGAAUAACGACGGUAUGUGACUACAACUUUUGUGUGAUUAUCAUAAGCGUUGUUUUUAUUUGUCCGAGACCAAAAACAACACCACCAGCAUCAAUCAUCUAGAAGAGACAUCGACUAUUUUUCAGAAAACAAGAAAAAAACACGAGAUGCUAAACUCAGUACAUCUGAACCUUACACACUGGUUUAGUGUUUCCAUACUUCCAAAAUCCAAAAAUUUUAUGGAAUGUAAACAAAACUCUUUGCAGAGUUAAAAAUCGAUCGAUGAAUCGAUCAUUCACAAGCACCAUCGCAAAGGACAAACAAAGUAUUUGGACCAUGAAGACCCCAAAACGAUGCUGCGGCGGCUCGGUUUUAAUUUCGGACAGCUGAAUCUGAUUAAAUCAAGGUUGCUUGGUGGACAACGGUGUCGCACGAUGUAAUAACUCUGCCUAAAAGACUCAUCUGCGGAAUCCGUGGGGAUAAGCGAAUUCACCAUUCCCCUCCACCGCGCUUCAAGUUCACAAACACACAUUCAAAGGUACGCGCGCAGCAGCGCAGCGCUCCGUCUGACGAAACGGCCGCGGAGGUUUCAAUUUGAAAACAAACCAAAAAUGAAGCGUAUUUUGUUAAAGGUAAACAUGAGAAGAGAAAAGAAAACACAACAGCAUCAUCAUCAUCGUUCAUGGAGCUUUGACAUUGAACGCAUCUGCGGACCGUGCGAAACGUUGACUAAUGUGGACAGGGAGGCACCGCCAGGGGUCCCAGAAAACAGCUGCUUGUGGUUUUUGGAUUUAAAAUUAAUCAAAAAUAGAAGCCAUUGAAAACGAAAAAAACACAAACAUCGACUAGAACAGAUCGAAUUGCGAGUAAGUACUUUUGUACUUUCUGUGUUUGUCAAGUGAGGUUAUCGACUUCCCAUUUCAAUCCAAAAAACGCGCGUGGACUAUUUAAGACCAGUAUACCGAUAAGAAAAAUGUCUCAUUGGUGACCUACUUUGGUGGAGCGGCAAGGUCGAAUCUGUGUUUGAAAAACGCACACGUUACUGGCAUUACCGGUUCUGUUAUGCGACGGUGUCGGAUUAUGUUGAUAACUUGUUCUGUGUGCCUAACUACGGGUGAACCGUUGUUUUUGGUUUCUUUCUUUGCAUCCCCAUUGUUUUUUUUUUUUGUUGGGAUAUACGAUCAAAAAAGUGCACAGCAGUAGUUUAUUGCAGAAUUAUGAGACUUGUAGUACCGCACGGUGAAAGUAGACCAGUUGGUGACAAUGAAACCAGACCAGACUAGUCGGUCAAAUAUGAUACUCAACGCCUCGGUCAUAUUGGAGCCGUUGGUCUAUUUGGUUGUUCCAAAGAUCGCAUUUUAUAAUCGGAGACAAGGACAACCAUCGCGACGCGGGACAGACGUGACCGUUCAAAUAAUCCGCUGAUCCACGGCCAAUUUGAAGUGACUUUUCGGAGCCAAUAAUUCUCUUGUCCAGAAGACUUUCAAAUAAUAUUAUGUAACGGUUCAUAUUUUUGACAGCCAAUUAAUAUUACUUGGUUUUGAAAAAUAAACUCAUUGGGGAUCAUUAUAACAAUUAUUGUAUGAUCAACAAUCAACCGAUGUGUUUUAUUUUUACUGUUUCAUCGAUGGUUUGUGCUCUAUGAUUCAGUAUCCGAUUCGGAGGCUAGGUCAACACGGCCGGGUUCUGAUAUGUAAGAGAGAGGGGGGCACAUUCGGACACUUUUUUUUCCUUGAUUUUUAAUAUUUUUUGUAAACUUAAAAAAAUCCUGAAUUCAUCCUGGUUGUCAUUUGGACAUCAAUGUAUCAUAUGAGCGUGUCAGAGGUGUGCGUUGAUGCGAUUACGAAUGGUUUAUUCGAAUUUUUGAAAAUUGCCUUUUUGUCCGAAUGUGCCCCAUGUGUUUCGAACAGUCCUGGGUACAAUUUUAUGUUUAUCAACAAUUACUUCCGUUUCCUCUUAUUUCCAGCAUAUUCUGCAUUUUUCUGUUUAUCAGUUUUUUUUUCUGAAAGGAAGCUGCUUGCUAUGAGAGGCGUUUUCGUGUUUUUGCUUUCUUCCGUUUCCGAGUGGUGGUUUUCCGCGGUGAAGUUUUUGGAAUAUGGUUCAACAUUUUCCGGGGACAAAGUUGCCAACGUUAAAUCUAUCUGUGCUGUAGACGCAAUGUUUUACAGCAUUAUUGUAUUACCCGAUGAGUCAGUUGCUACCUCCGCUGCAGUAGGCAUUUGAGCAUUCAAAAUCCUUGUCCGAAAAAAACCUUUCUUGAGAAUGGAUAGCAAACUGUCAUUUUGAAUCCAGCUAAUAUCCUGGCUCAGAUUGUCGUUUGAUUUCUAAUUUUUGAAAUGGAUUCGUUUACGUUGCUUUUUGCUACCUUUUUCAAAUGUUCCUGAACAGUGAGGAACAGUUUUCCCGUUAUGCAACUGUUUCCAUCUCGUCUUCGUUGAUGCUGGUUCUAUCGGUUUUCUUUUUGUAAUUUCGAACCAUCAUUAGGUCUGAGAACUAGACUAAAUUGCCUUCUUUGCUGAAAUGUGUAUGCUGAGAAUGUAUUUUGGAGUGUAUCUUUGAGGCAAGCGGAAUGAACCAUAAUUAGCUAUCCCCAAAAUUGGUCUUCACCCGGAGAGAGUCAUCUUUGUAUCUGGUGAGAUUCGAACGGGAUUCUGCAUUAUGCAUUAUAAAUUCCAGCAAGGUCAAGUACGCAACUAAACGGACCAAAAUCAGCGAUUUAUAAUUAUUCAAUAUGAUAGCUAAGCUGUUCCACCAGAAUUAUAUCAAAUCCCAUGUGUCUUUGACAGCCUGAUAAAAAUUCUUGAAGUUUGACUGGGAUGUGGUACUCAUUUGGGCCGCACUCACCAGAUAAAGUCUGCUUCAUUUAAUAUUGGAACACAAACAAUUGCGUGUAGUUCAGUCAUUUAUUAACGAAUUCAUAAUUUGUUUUUCAUACAAAUGUAGCAUUUUCUUUACUCUUUCAUAAAAAAAAAUUUAAAAAAUUAUUCAUUGCUGUUUCGAAGAAAUUCUCGUACUUUUCCCGUAAUACAGCACAUUAGGCGGCGCACACCCUUUUCGUCCACCGUUUUGGCGAUUUGAUUCCACCAGUUCUUCAUUUGAGUCAUGUUCCUAACAAGUUUUCCCUUUGCCUUAAGCCUCCGCUUCGUGAUUGCCCAGUAUUUCUCUAUCGGCCGGAACUGGGGGCAGUUUGGGGGGUUGAGGUCCUUCGGUAUUACGCUGACCCCGUUCGUUGCGUACCAUUCCAUAACCGUUUUGCUGUAAUGGCAGCUUGCGAGGUCCGGCCAAAACAUUACUGGACGGUCGUGGGCACGAAUAAACGGCAGAAUCCGUUUAUGUAGGCACUCUUUUUUUGUAGACUUCUGAUGUCAUUGUCUUGUCAGUGAGAAAGACUUUGGUUUUCUGUCCACAACUGCAUAUCCCCUGCGAAAGUUAUCAUAGAUAUAACCCACACAUUUUUUUGACGAGGAAACAAAAGGUCUGUAGAUUUGUGGUGAAAAAAACGGUGCACAUACAGUACCUUUCAAGAAGUUAGAACCACUCAAGUUUUUGAAUUUUUUAGCGAUCAGGAAAAGCUCGGUUGAAACGAAGUGUUAACAUUAACUAUCUUAGUUAAUUUUAUAAAGGAGUGAUAAUGUUAAAUGGGGAGUAACAUCUGGUUCGAAAGUUAUGAAACACCGAUACUUUGUUUUUUUUUUGAAGGAUUACAAAAUAAUGAAGGUUACAAAGUUUGUUUUAUAAACGAAAACAGUCAUUGUAUACCAUUUUAUCAUUUGGACCGAUAUCUUUCGCAUCUCUCAAAGCUAAAAAAAAUAUAGGAGGUUGUGUCCAAGACACGACCGCAUUGUUCACGUAGAACUACGCUGUAGUUUAAUUCAAGUCGCUUGUUUAUAACUGCGAACAUUAUUGUAUAAUGCUAAGAAAUUUUAAAAUUAGCCAUUCUACCAGUGUGGUCCCCCUGAAAUAUUUUUUUCUUGUAGAAUCAUUUGACGAUUAUUGUUUGAUGAUUCAUACUUGUCCUCGCAGAACAAUACAUGCUCGAGAUAAGCGCAGGCAUCAUCCUUGGUGAAGAAAGUUUUGCUACUGACAAGCGAAACCAAAUCACAUACAAAGUUCCAGAACGACAUUUACUUUCUUGGUGAUUGAAUGAACGAAAAAAAACUCUAUCUACUAAUCUCAACAACCUCGAAAAGAGUAGCACUGCUUCAUUAUGAUCACGAUUAGCGCAAAUGCAAUGCUAGUUGAAGGCAGUUUUGCGACUGGCACGCGAACCCAAAUAACUUAUAACAUUCCAGUACAGCAUUCAAGAUGCUUGGCAUUCCCCAAAUAUUUUUUGGUGCACUACCUUAACGCCUGCUUUGCCAUAGCGUCAGUUCAAUACAUUGAUGCAAUGUUAAAGGCACCAACGAGGCCUUUAUGAUGACGGAAAACAAAUAAUGUGAACUGAUUGGAAAAAGGCUGAAUAUUCGCCUCAGCAGAGAUUCAUUACUAAUACCCUAGUGCAAAUAUUUCCCUCCUGCUAUCUCCCCUCCUUGUCGCCACUUUGGGAUCGACAUGUUCACCCGCAAUACGUUAAAACGCACGCACGCACACACACACACACACACACACACACACAGACACACACAAAUAUCCAUAUAUCGAUGGCUUGAAGCAAUUAAAUAUACACACACUUAUCUCCGGUUUGCGCUCUUCUCAACAGAAGCCCUUUUUGUUAACAUUGCCGGUCUAGAUCAGCUUAGCUGUUUUCCUUUGUGGAAGUAGUUUUGCUACCGUCAUGUGAAACCAAAUCACAGACAAAAUUCCAGAACAUUUAUUUUCUUGGUGAGCUGACGAUAGCCCAGCUUGAUGAUUCCCCGCACAAUUGUGUAGCUCAGAACCUGCGCAAUGCUAGAGACAUCAGCGAGUCAGUAAUUUGGUCGCGUCCACAGCUCAAUCCGAAACUAAGACAUGUGAGACUUUCAACUUCUUUAGUUCAUUCGCCUCUAACCUUCAAAAAGGCCCUUGGGAAACUUUACUUUUUCCUCGUAUUACUCCUUCACUCCUCACCGUCCAGCUCACCCAGCAACGAUGUUGUUCAGUCGGUGUCCUCACGAAGAAUGAAAGUUUGCCUCAGCGAGAUCCACUGUUUAUACUCUAGGCGAAUGUUCCCCUUCGUACUUCUUCUUCUCCUUUGUUCGCGGAGACUUUAAGUCUUACGAUUUCCCCUUCGUUGCUCGUCCAUAAGUUGCUCGUUAUUGACAGCUCUGUUCGGGAAAGCACAUAAAUGGACAGAACAAAUGUAUGGGAAAAUGGAAACGCUUAUAGUUUUCAUGAAUUUUAACCAUUUACACACCAUGGAAUUGUAAUGUAUAGCAUAUCAAACAAAUCCUAGGGAAUGUCCGAUUCGUUUGGUAUGUAAAUCGCCAAAAUCCGUUCGCGGCAAACGUUAACGUUAACGUUAACGUUAACUCUAUUUCAUAAAAACGUGACCUGUUUUCUUACUUGGCACCCUUAAUGAAAGACGUAGUUCUACGUCAAAAAUUACAAAGGAAUAAAUAUUUGUUUCUUAUAUUCAAACGGUACAGAUUGAUAAAAAGACGGGACAAUAAAAAAUGAUCGAAAAACGGUACUGUUCCGUUCACGCGGUGAUUUUCAGGUCAUUUUAAUAGCACAAAAUUAACGUUGCAAAGUAGACCACGGAUACCGCCAACGAAGAUAACAAAGAUGAGCGGGUCUAUAUGGCUCCCUUGUGGCACUCCAGAAGGAAUGGUGAACGAACCGGAUCAUACACUUAUGAAUCAUUCGCAAUUUUUCAACUAGAACAGCGUCCAUUUGGUGAUCCAGCUCGGAAAGCCUAAGUCUUUCCUUUUAUCAACAGCAAUUGACUUUGGAACCAUGACAAACGCUUUCCAUAUAGACCGCAUCAAUUCGUUUUCAUUUUUCAAGCUUCCCAAUUAGCUGAAAAAACGUCCCAACUCCUCAUCCGUGUGACAUUUUUAUGUUUUGUUCGACUAUAGGUUCGGCUCUCUGUUUGAUAAUGCUUGAACUAUUUGUCAACGAAACCUCUAUUCAACCCUUGUUCGCGCAAAUGAGGAGAAAUGUUCGAGCUAUAGUGAAAAUUUCUCUUUCAAAAAAGAAAAUUUAUGCGCUUUCACGUGAGUUCUGUUCUAAGACUACUUUAUUUAAAAUUUAUAAUUGUGU
Messenger RNA from Toxorhynchites rutilus septentrionalis, 23192 nucleotides. RefSeq names its product calmodulin-binding transcription activator 1 (gene Camta). Gene Ontology annotation, cellular component: nucleus. Gene Ontology annotation, biological process: regulation of transcription by RNA polymerase II. The transcript is spliced from 24 exons. Bases 1107 to 7685 code for a protein of 2192 amino acids. Gene Ontology annotation, molecular function: transcription coregulator activity; protein binding; double-stranded DNA binding. NCBI's taxonomy places the organism in Eukaryota, Metazoa, Arthropoda, Insecta, Diptera, Culicidae. The record is from RefSeq and is a predicted model, not a curated record.